UGCGCCAUAUGGCUAUAGAGACGCCUGAGCCAUCUCCUCUUCUUCCCUCUAGCCACCUGCUUGGCUUGCGGGAACCGCUGUCCCACUAUCCCAGGUCGUUUCUCCUUGAUUACUACUUCUAUUCUUGUGUCAGCCUGUCCCAUCUGGACUUGAUCAUCCCAUGUCGAGUUCUUCUUCUAGGCGCCCAAAGAAUCACCGGCUUGUUGCUGCGGUACACAAACGGCACCCACUCCACGGCUGGACAAGUUCGGUUGAAUUGCCUUGAGAAGCCACUUCAAGCUAGCGGUCUGCAAACGUUAUGGCUCGGCUUCUCCAAACGAUAUCACCUCCCGUUCGUGUCUGUUUUGGAAGUAUCAGCACCGGGACCGAGGCAAGUUGUAUGCUGUUGGUUCCAAGUUGAGCUUUGCGGUGUGUUGGAGUGGUGGUUUUCCACGACACAAUGCCAAGUGCAUCACAAGGGCAAGUCAAGCCCUCUCACUUGCCUGUAGCUGGGACGUUGCUCUGGCCAAUCUGCAAAAUUAAAGUCGACCUCGCUUUUGGAUGUACAAUGGCGUACUUAUCGCCCCAUUCGGUGUUCGUUGACCACGUGGGCCGACUAUAUCAAUAUUCUCGUUCCUAAAAGGGUGCUCAAGAUCCAUUUGAUUGAAUAUGACCCAAUGUUCACAGUUCAAUGUCCACAUAAUGGUAGGCAAACUUGCCCUUACUAUACC
Molecule: messenger RNA, 710 nt
Organism: Colletotrichum destructivum
Lineage: Eukaryota; Fungi; Ascomycota; Sordariomycetes; Glomerellales; Glomerellaceae
Exons: 2
Coding region: 9-488 (159 amino acids)
Source: RefSeq, a predicted model, not a curated record